UAAGCAGUGAAAAAAGCAAAAUCUCUCAUUCAUUGUCAUCCUUCACUCCACUACUUGUACCACAUUCUAAGGCAGCAAAAUGACUAGUCUUCUGCUAACAAACUGGAACUUCCAACAAAGCAUUAAUGAGCCUGCUCACAGGACCAGUGACUUCAUCAGCAAUGAGCUCAUUCUGAGGAGAGGGCAGGCUUUUACCAUCAUCCUGACAUUUAACAGGCGCUUACAAUUUGGAGACAGUCUAUCCUUGACCACUGAGACUGGUCCUUCUCCAUCAGAAUCGAGUAAUACAAAAGCUGUAAUGCCUAUUUCUAGCUCUGGGAGCCGAACAGCUUGGAGUGCCGCCUCAGCAUCCACCACUAGCAACCCCAUGACUGUUACCAUCAAUAUUCCAGUUAUUGCCGUCAUUGGGCGUUACAGACUGAGUCUACAGAUCACCAGCGGAGGGCGCACUUCUUCAAGGAACCUUGGAGAAAUGUUUGUGUUAUUUAAUCCUUGGGCAUCAGGUGAUGAAGUGUACAUGAACAGUGAUACUGAAAGGCAAGAAUAUGUCCUAAAUGAAACUGGAUUGAUCUUCUAUGGAAGUGCUAAUAGUAGAGGAAGCAGGAGGUGGGAUUAUGGCCAGUUUGAGGAAGGUGUUUUGCCCAUUGUCCUCACCAUGCUUGAUCGAAGUCCAGAGUACAGAAGGGAUCCAGCUGCAGAUGUGUCAAAACGAAAUAGCCCCUCAUAUGUUGGAAGAGUGCUGAGUGCGAUGGUCAACAGUAAUGAUGAUGAUGGAGUUCUUAUAGGAAACUGGAGUGGGGACUACUCAGGAGGUGUGAGCCCUACAACAUGGAACGGAAGUGUUCCAAUUCUCCGUAGCUGGAUUCAGAAUGGGCCAGUUGCAUUUGGACAGUGCUGGGUAUAUGCAGGAGUUCUGUGUACAGCUCUCAGAUGCCUGGGGAUACCAGCUCGUUUGAUCACAAACUUUGAGUCUGCUCAUGACACAGAUCAGAAUCUGAUUGUUGAUCGAUACUAUGAUGAAUAUGGAAAUGCCCUUCCAUGGUCAGCAGACAGUGUUUGGAAUUUCCAUGCAUGGGAUGAAGGCUGGUUCGUUAGAAAAGACCUUGGAAAUUUCUACAGUGGAUGGCAGAUUCUGGACUCUACCCCACAGGAGCCUAGCCAAGGUUCAUUUCGCCUUGGCCCAACCUCCCUCAAAGCAGUUAAAGAAGGGGAUGUCAAUCUGGAUUUUGAUACACCUUUUGUAUUUGCUGAAGUGAAUGCUGACAAAGCAGACUGGGUUGUGUAUGGAGAUGGCUCCCGCAGAAGAAUUUACAAUGAUACUCGAUCGAUCGGACAGUUUACCAGCACCAAGGCAGUAGGUGCCUUCACCCGCGUAGAUGUAACAAAUGACUACAAAUAUGCAGAAGGUACUGCAAAAGAAAGAGAGGUCUUCCAGAAGGCCCGGAGUAAUCUACCAAGUGUGGGCUUCAGAGUUAUGUCCCGAAGAGCAGGAGGAGGAGCGGGAGGAGCAGGAGCCUUUUCAGCGGCAGAACGUACGGAUGAGCCUGCCCCGAAACCAGACUUUACGGGCACCUUUAAGCUGAGUGGGCAGCCUCAGGUUGGGGAGAAUGUCGUGGUCCCCCUGGCACUGAAAAACACAGCUGCUGACACUAAGUCUAUUAAAGUAAAUAUAACCGCCACUGCCAUUGUGUAUACCAGGGCACCGGUAAAAGAGAUCCUGAGCGAGGAGAAGUCUGUCAGCCUUGGACCUAAUGAAGAGAAGAAUGUACCGGUAACAGUUUCCUAUUCUCAGUAUAAAAAUGCCAUCACAACUGACAACAUGAUACAGCUGGUGGCGGUGUGUGAAGAUGACAAAGGAGGGAGGCUAUUGGUAGAUACAGUAGUCACCCUAAAGAGCCCACCUUUACUGAUACAGAUCACUGGGCAACCCGCUUUAAACAAACCAUUUACCGUUGAUAUUAUAUUUUCCAACCCAAUUUCCGAGGACGUUGCAAACAGCCGGCUAAUAGUAGAAGGCAGUGGGCUGCUGAAACAGCCACUCACAAUUAAUGCACCACCUCUGAAACCCAAACAGAGAUCAGUAACUGAGUUUCAAAUCUUCCCGUACCGAACUGGCGAGAGAAGUCUCAUGGUGGAUUUCUCAUCAGAUAAAUUUUCUGAUGUGAAGGCAUACCAGACAGUCAAUGUAGCCUCAACUUAGUAAAUUCAAGUCAAUAAAAAAAAAGAAAGAAUUAUAAAAGCAAAUCAUGACUGAUUCAGUUCCCAAAGAAAACAAAAGUAUGAGUUAUGCCAUCAGCACAUGCAAACAUACCAUUUACAAAUACAUCAAAUAAAAAUGUAUAACAAUAAAAA
Spea bombifrons (plains spadefoot toad) is the source of this 2352-nucleotide messenger RNA. Its product is annotated as protein-glutamine gamma-glutamyltransferase E-like. Gene Ontology annotation, biological process: peptide cross-linking. The transcript has 13 exons. Gene Ontology annotation, molecular function: protein-glutamine gamma-glutamyltransferase activity. Lineage: Eukaryota; Metazoa; Chordata; Amphibia; Anura; Pelobatidae. Bases 80 to 2200 code for a protein of 706 amino acids. The record is from RefSeq and is a predicted model, not a curated record.